AGCAGUGGAGCUGUGUUGACCGGACGGCCGUCGAUCUCGCGCCGCCUUGCCCUUGCCGCUGGCAGCGCUGCCGCCUCGCGCCCUAUUGCUGUGCACUCGUCGCAGCAGCUCUCGUUCGUCACGACUGAGAGUGGGCUGCGCUGGGCUGACAUCAAGACCGGUUCAGGCGACACGGUUACACCGUUCAGCCGCGUCACGUUCCACGCAGUGGGCAGGCUCGUGGGCAAGCAGGGGUGGGUCUUCAUGAACACCCAGGCCGAGGAGGACGAGCCGUACCGGCUGACCAUGGGAAGCGGCCAGCUGAUCGACGGCAUGGAGGAGGGCCUGCUGGGCAUGCGGCAGGGCGGGACGCGCCGGCUCGUGAUCCCGUCUCGGCUUGGCUACAAGGACCGCGCCCACGAGCCCGUGCCGCGCUCGUUUGGGCAGAGGCAAAGGCUGUACGGCACAGUCCUCAACGAGAACCGG
Molecule: messenger RNA, 465 nt
Organism: Emiliania huxleyi CCMP1516
Lineage: Eukaryota; Haptophyta; Isochrysidales; Noelaerhabdaceae
Product: FKBP-type peptidyl-prolyl cis-trans isomerase
Exons: 2
Molecular function (GO): peptidyl-prolyl cis-trans isomerase activity
Source: RefSeq, a predicted model, not a curated record